AUGGCACUGAUCUUGUUGAACAGAAAGACUGAACUGCAAGCCGAGCUGGAUCAGUUGAAGAAACAAGUCGGUAAUGGCAUGUCUGACCAGAAGAACCAGUUCCCAUCCGUAAACAAUCCAGCUACUCCGAGGAAUCUUCUAGGUCUGCAGGCCGCGCCAACGUUGACAGGAGCAUAUGCGACGCCCCAGCUCGCGGGUUUCAGCCCUCGUUCGCUGGACGCUUCGACAAAUCCUUCGGCUCAUCCAGUGCCCGAUUCAAGCCAUGGAAAUAUUCUACACAACAACAGUCAACCCUCGACCACGCGCCCGCAAACUAUUCAAGAUGUUGUUGUCGAUGCGCAAGACAUUGACGGAUGCUUCGAGCUGUUUUUUGAAAGGAACCUGCCCUACCUCCCAAUUUUCGAUCAGAAACUGAAUCCGAAUGACUGUCACGGGGCAUCCCCCUUUCUAUUUUGGACCAUAGUCGCUAUUGGCUCACGAAGGUACUCGAAGGAUCCUACCUUGAUCCUUCUUCUUGCUCCUAAGGUUUUGGAGCUGGCAAAAACCGCAAUCUUCUCGUGUGACAGAGUUUUGCCAACGAUUCAAGCUCUCGUACUUCUCUGCACCUGGCAGAUGCCAAUCGACACGUUACAGAAAGACGUAACCCCACAACUAGCGGGAGCAAUGAUACAGCUCGCCACAAACGUCGGCCUUCAUGUAUAUGGUUCUGUUCAGGACUUUACACGAGUGCCGCUCAAAUAUGACGGUCAACAAAGAAGGUUCAGAACCAGAUUGUGGUCGAUGUGUUUAUAUACCUCUCAAAGAGUCAACAACUCACGAGGUCUUCCACCCCUAAUAUUCACGGACGCUUAUAGCCACGAGGGCUACAGAGAAGAUCCAUUAGCUACAUUGCCUCCCACGAUACGGUUCCAAAGGAGAUUGAAUCAUAUGCUAAGCGAGGCCAUCGUCCAAAUCGACCGGGAUGCUUUGUCCAAAAAACCAGAUGAACGUAACACGAUCCUCGGGCCUACAAUCAAUGCUUGCCUCUCAAGGCUAGCUACUUUGAGCGCAGAGUGUCCUACCAAACAGGAUCAGCUCACACUCCGAAUUGCCGAGUUGCAAGUCUCGGCCUGCCACUUAUUGGCUCCGUCGUCAACAAUUGGGCAAACCAGCCUCGUCAAAAUGUACGACGAUGCGUGUGCCAUGAUCGAGCUGGCUUCAGAGUUGGAUCAGGAGCAAGGAAUGGCAGAGUAUGGCUCAACAAGCGUCAACAUGAACUGGAAUCUCGCGGCUUUCAUAAUCCUUCGCGUUGGGAAAUCACGCGCUUUCGAGGUGCUGGACCUGAAGCGUGGACAAAGGUGUUAUUUCUCUGCCAUCAAUCUGAACAAGAGACAAAGUGUUAGGUCGGACGACAUAUCGUCCAGAGCGACGAUGAUCUUGUCACAACUGUGGACUAGUAGGGUGGUGAUCAAACAACCCGAUGGCACCCCUGACAGCCUUUGGCUCCGUUGUCGAAACAGGCUUGGAGUUAGCUUGACGUUCGAUUGUUUCUGGUUGUGGCGACAAGAAUUUGGGGGUCAGCCAAAUCCAUACGAGGGAGUCGAAGAUGAAAAAGCACCUUCCGCCGUGAAACCUGUUCCCUGGACCUCCCCCAGCACAGACUCUGUUAACAUGAUGAUGGGAAUCGGGUGGUCUCCAGACACUGUGUUCCAAGACUUUCAAUGGCCGAUCUUCGACGAAUUCUUGGACGACGGACCUUUUGCCGCCUUUAGGGAAACAGGUUUGGAUUACUUCUACUUGAACCGAACCGGCAAUGAAGUCCAGCAAAAAGUUAUCAUCGAGCAGUUGAAGCCCGCGACCAAGUUUGACCUGGCGAUGAGCAUUCAUCUGCGGGACUCUUAUGGGGGAUUUGUCAGUCUCAUUAUUCCAUUUCUCCCUGCAUUCGAGACGGACGCUCCCUGGUUCCAUAUGCCGGCCACUUGUCAUGCGGAGUGUUAUCUGAGGGAUGCACCACUCGUCCACUGA
Fonsecaea erecta is the source of this 2004-nucleotide messenger RNA. RefSeq lists its product as hypothetical. The transcript is spliced from 6 exons. Bases 1 to 2004 code for a protein of 667 amino acids. NCBI's taxonomy places the organism in Eukaryota, Fungi, Ascomycota, Eurotiomycetes, Chaetothyriales, Herpotrichiellaceae. The record is from RefSeq and is a predicted model, not a curated record. Gene Ontology annotation, molecular function: hydrolase activity, acting on ester bonds; DNA-binding transcription factor activity, RNA polymerase II-specific; zinc ion binding. Gene Ontology annotation, cellular component: nucleus. Gene Ontology annotation, biological process: regulation of DNA-templated transcription; DNA-templated transcription.